Vigna unguiculata (cowpea) is the source of this 321-nucleotide messenger RNA. The record is from RefSeq and is a predicted model, not a curated record. Lineage: Eukaryota; Viridiplantae; Streptophyta; Magnoliopsida; Fabales; Fabaceae.
AUGGUCGCAGUGCGAAACUAUGAGGAUGUGUUGAUGAAUUUGGUGGUGGUGGAGGAGACACGGCUGGAUCCAUUGUUGGUGGGGGCGACGAGACUGAGGGAUUACGGGGACGCGAGGAACGAGUUGGAGGAAGAGGUAAGGAUGGGGUUGAGUAGUAGGAAAGGGGAGCAUAGGAAGAGAAGAGGAUGGUGCAUUGGGGAGUUUUGUAGGGUCUUGGCGAGAAUGCCUUUGAGGUAUAGCUAUGGCAAGUUCGUUGAUGAUAUUGGGGAACAUGGCUUGUUUUACAAAGGUGGCAAGAUUGUCUUCUGUGAUCAAUCAUGA